AAAAUGUCUGAUAUAAAACAAUCAAACGUAGAUGUUUUGGUCAUCGGAGCUGGUCCUGCUGGUGUCAUUGCAGCUGACUGGCUUGCAAGAUUUACCAAGUAUGGUGUUAAAACCAGAGUCAUUGACAAGCGUUCCCACAAGGUCUUCACUGGACAGGCUGAUGGUUUAAACCCACGUUCACUUGAAAUGUUCCAAUCUUUCAACCUCAUGGGCAAGAUUGGCAGCGAAGCAAACCCAAUGAAUGAAGUCUCUUUCUGGGCUCCAAAUGAGAACCACGGAGGUAUUGAACGUUCAAGACGUAUUCCAGAUACUAUCCCAGGUAUUUCAAGAUACGUACAAUCCGUCCUCCAUCAGGGCAGAAUCGAGAGACACAUCAUUGACGAUAUGCUCGAAAAGAGUAAUGGUACAAUGAAGAUUGAACGUGGUGUCCUUCCUGAAUCAUUAGAAAUCAAUGAUGAUUUGAUCGACGAAGAUGACGCUUACCCAGUCAAAGUUGGUGUCCGUCAACUUAGCGAGGAAGAAUCACGUCCAAAGUUAGCUUCCAAGCACGGUGAGGUUGAGUCAGGUCUCUACAAGUCAAACCUCAUUAAGGAUGAAGAGGAUGACGUAGAAUUCAACCCAAAUGUUCCUGUAGGUGACAAGGAAAUAAUCAAUGCUAAAUAUGUUAUUGGUGCAGAUGGUGCUCACUCAUGGGUACGUCGUCAAUUAGGUUUCAAGAUGGUUGGUGAAGGUACUGAUUUCGUCUGGGGUGUCGUUGACGGUGUUCCAAUCACCAACUUCCCUGAUAUCCGUUGUCGUGCUGCAAUCCACUCAAACGCUGGAAGUUUGAUGGUUAUCCCGCGUGAAGGCAAGAUUGUUCGUUUGUACAUCCAACUCAACUUGACUGUCGACGAGGGUGGACACGUUGAUCGUAGCUUAAUCACACCAAAGAUGCUCAUGGAACAAGCCAAGGCUGUCUUCCAUCCAUACACAAUCGACAUCCCAGAGAUCAUCUGGUACACUGGAUACCAAAUCGGACAACGUCUUACAACUGAAUACGCAAAGAAUAACCGCGUUUUCAUCGCUGGUGAUGCUUGUCACACCCACUCACCAAAGGCUGGUCAAGGUAUGAAUGCUUCAAUGGCAGACACAUACAACCUUUGCUGGAAGAUUGGUCAUGUCUUAUCUGGACACGCACCACGUAGCAUCCUCGAUACAUACGAAAGCGAGAGACGUCCAUUCGCUGAACACUUGAUCAUGAAUGACGCCCAACUUGCCAAGUUGUUCUCAGGCAAGCCAUUGUCAUCUGCUGAACUCAACGAACUCGGUAUCGAUAUGAAGGAAUUCGAAACUGUUCUUGAGAAGGGUAUCUCAUUCUUCUUGGGUACAUCAAUCGAGUACUUCAACUCAGCUGCUACCGCAAAUGGCAAAGACGGCAGACUUGCUUCAAAGCAAGAGUUGGCCACAAAAGUACCAGUCGGACAACGUUUCCCAUCAUUCCAAGUUGUCUCUCAAUUCGAUGGUAGACACUUCCACUUAGUCGACACUAUGUUCGCUGAGGGCCAAUUCACUAUUGUUUUGUUUGCUGGUAACAUGGAAAACCCAGUUCAUCGUCAACGUUUGGAGACUAUCGCUCAACGUCUUGACAGUGAUGAUGGUGUCGUCAGCAAGCACACACCAAACAACAGAGAAAGAGACUCUAUCAUUGACAUCAAGACUGUCCACUGUGGUAACAGAGUUAACGUAGAAGUUCAUGACUUCCCACAACCAACUGUCUAUCCACCAGGCACUUACAACAAGCUCUAUGUCGAUGAUGUCUCAUACCAUGCUGGGCAUGGUGAAGCGUACAAGAACUAUGGUAUUAGUGAAGAAGCUGGUGCAGUCGUCGUUGUUCGUCCAGACCACUUUGUGGGUUUAGUCACCUCACUCGAUGGUGCUGGUUUCGAUGAUGUAGAGACCUACUUCAGCAACCUCCUCAAGACUGUUCCAGCUGGUGAGCGCAACUCAGCCAAAGAUAUCAAGGUUAUUCCACAGCCAAAGAUUAACUAGAGUGUGACACUCUUCGUUGACUAUCUUUGACAAGAUUUAGAUUUUUGUUUUCUAGGAUUCCGUUGUAAUAUUUAUACCAAAAAAAACUCUCAUACACGUUCG
This is a messenger RNA of Wallemia mellicola CBS 633.66, 2130 nucleotides long. RefSeq lists its product as hypothetical. Gene Ontology annotation, molecular function: FAD binding. Lineage: Eukaryota; Fungi; Basidiomycota; Wallemiomycetes; Wallemiales; Wallemiaceae. The record is from RefSeq and is a predicted model, not a curated record. The transcript has 4 exons. Bases 4 to 2028 code for a protein of 674 amino acids.